Molecule: messenger RNA, 251 nt
Organism: Scutellospora calospora
Lineage: Eukaryota; Fungi; Glomeromycota; Glomeromycetes; Diversisporales; Gigasporaceae
Source: the annotation of a GenBank genome assembly
CUGUGAGAACAAAACAACCACACACUUCUAUAAAAUCAGCUCAAAAACAUGGUAGAAUUAAGAGUUCUAAAACAGUAGUAACUCCUGUAAAAGCUUCUUCAGGCUCAGUAGUUGAUAUUCUGGUUACAUUUAAUUCUAAAAAAAAUAAAUAUAAACGUAUAUUAAACAAAAAUGAUAAAGAAGAUAAAAAUAAAUAUGUUAAUUAUAGUGUUUCUGAUUCUGAAGAUAUUGAUUAUAAUUUUUAUAAUUAA